Crotalus tigris (Tiger rattlesnake) is the source of this 4824-nucleotide messenger RNA. RefSeq lists its product as uncharacterized. Bases 108 to 2741 code for a protein of 877 amino acids. Lineage: Eukaryota; Metazoa; Chordata; Lepidosauria; Squamata; Viperidae. The transcript is spliced from 2 exons. The record is from RefSeq and is a predicted model, not a curated record.
GGCGAGUCUGCUUGAACUUCACAAGCAUCAAAACACUGGCAGAGCGACGUUUUGGCUCCCGCCUGAACUUUGAAAGCAAGCAAGUGCCGACUUUUAUCCAGGCAGAAAUGGCUGCCCAGACCAAAGAUUUACUUGCUGUGGAAGUCCUAAUGAAUAUUAUCAAAGCAGAGGAAGUCCAAAAGGAGAUGGAGCUGAUGAUGAAGCCCCAUGCAAAUUGGGAGGAGUAUCUGAUGCCUGGGCCCAUUUCCAUCGGUAUCUUCGGGGAGCUGUCUUAUAUUGCUGCAGGACAAGGAGACUUUGUCAUCAGUCCUGCCCCACCCGAGGGAGGCUACAAAUAUUUGAAGUAUCCGAACUCUUUCCAGGCUUCCCUGAUGCAGGUGAACAACAGUGGGUGGCAUGCCUUCAGCAUAGCCCACAAGAAUAUGGAUGGCAUCCGGCUCCUUUCUAUGAGCGUCCCUGAGCAAAUCAAAAAGGCUAUCCAAAUCUUAUUUCAGGAAAAGGAUCUAUUGUGGGACAUCUUGCUCCUUAACCAACUAGAUAGCCUGAAGUCAAUUGUAAACGAAUGUUCAUGUUUAGCAAAGUCAGUUGAGAGUAAGUUUGAUGAUGCUAUAUGUAUGAUUGGGGAAUUUCUGGAUGUGUGUACAAGUUCCAAAUCACAAUAUGAGCAAAGAUUGGUAGAAACGAGGUGUGCAUUGGAAGACUUGAAGCUAAGAAAGGCAGCCGCUGAAGAAGCCCAGGCAAAAGCAGAGGAAAACUACAAGGAAACAAAGAACAGAGUAGCUGAAACGUUUGACAAUUAUCGAAAAGUGGUAGAUGGCAUUCCUAAUGAGCCUACAGGCACUUUUAUGGACAUUUAUGGAAAACAAACACAAACUAGACACAUGUUGACGAUAAGUCAACAAGAAUACCAGAAAAGUUUUGACAUCUUGAAGCAGCUGGAUAAGGAUUUGCUGGAUGUGCUCAGUGAAAUGAAGAAAUGUGAAACGAAGCAGAGUGAUUUUGAAACCACCAAAAAGAAGCUGAUCAAAAGAGUGAAUGCUUUUAAUAUUGCUCAAAACAAUACGCACGGCAUCCGUCUUCUUUCUAUGAGCAUCCCUGAGCAAAUUGAAAGGAACAUCCAGACCGUGUUCCAGAAAGGCUUUACCUUCAUGGAUGACUUGCUACCUGGACAAUUAAGUGUACUGGAAGCAGUUGCAGAUGAAUGUUUGUCUUCAUUUAAGAAAAUUGACAAUCGGUUUGAUAAUACUGUUUGUCUAAUUGGGGAACUCCUGGAAGUGUAUACAAGUUCUAAAUCACAGUAUGAACAAGGAUUGACAGAAACCAGACGGGCGUUGGAAGACUUGACGUUAAGAAAGGCAGCCGCUGAAGAAGCACUAGCAAAAGCAAAAGAAUACUACAAGGAAAUGAAGAACAGAGUGGCUGAAACAUUUGAUGAUUAUAGAAAAAUGAAAGAUACCAUUUCUGCUGCUGGCUGGAAUAAUGUAUGUCUGCAAUUCACUUCAACCCUAAGAGAAAUCUUGAAAGGGCCAAUUAUCAAUCUGACAUCUUUGCUUAGCUCUAACGAUCAUAAGUUGCUUUGUUCAACUCACAGCAGAAGGGAGAUAGUGUUUGAAAGCAAGGAUGACUUUAUAGCCAUGAACGAUAUCUGUGCCCAGUCAGCUGAAAUGUGGGCAUUGGUGGAUGCUCUUAAAACCGUGGUGGAUGAUGAAGGUAAUAUUGACACGGAUCUCCUCUGCAAUAAAAAACACAAUGAAAUCAAAACAGUAUGGAUCAAAAAUAAAUCUCAGCAACUGAUAGGACAAAUAACAAAAGUAAAUGAGUGUAGCCUCAAGACUUUGGCAAUGGAAAUAUGCCAGUGUACAAUGGAUAUCACUGAUAUGUUAACUCAAGCAAUAGAACUGGGCAACACAAACAAGGAAAGUCUUAAAAAGACAAUAAACGUUCUCUCAAACACUAUGGAAAUUUUUGAUAGCAGAAGCAGAGCAUAUAAUGUCACACCUGCUUUUGGUCCCAUGGCACCAGAUAUGAUACAAUCCCAGACAAAGAUUCAAGAGAACCCGGCGUUCGCAGCGGAAAAUUUAAAAAAAAAAAUAAACGAAAUUUUGGAAAUGCUGAAGAUGAGCCAAGACGAAUACCACAAAAGUUUUGAUAACUUAAUACGACAGAAUAAGGAUUGGCUGGAUGUGCUCAAUGAAAUCAGGGAAUGGGAAGCAAAACAGAACGAUUUUGAAACAGCCAAAAAUGUGCUGAUCAAAGGCCUGGAUGCCAUGGGACGAGUGAAAGAACAGUGGGAGAAAAUGGUGUGUUUCUUCCAGAUGAUCUACAGUCUCACUGAAUCCUAUAGGAAUAAAGAUCUUACCGAAUUUCUACUAUCCGUUGAAAAUAUUUCCAAAAUUUCAAGUUACUCCCAGCACCUCAUAGAUGGGUUCUCUAAGCAGGCACUCAAUGCAUCUAAUAUGUCUCACUUGGUAAACAUGAUAUCCGAAACUUACACAGAAGUGUCCUCAGAAUGCCUGAUGGAUAAAGUAAACAUGCCAGGGAGGCUUAUUUCCAUGGACCCUUCCGAUCCCCAAUUCCAGAUAGAGCGUGUCAACUUAGCAGAAGAUUGUGACAAUGCCCAACUGGCCAUAGAGGACAGGGUCAUUACGAAAAAGGAAAAAUUUGAAAAAAAUAUCCUUGUCAGAGUGACAAAAAUCUCUUCUGAGCUGAAGGCUGUCUUGCCAAAAAUGACUGAAAUAUAGAGAAAAGCUACUGAACAUAAUGAGCAGAAGGGGAUGAGGGAAAACCCCCAGGAUAGAGCUGAUUAAUUAAUUAAAGACUUGUCUUUCAAUCCAGGAGGGAAAUGGAGGCAGUCUAGGCUUUUCUAUAUUAUUGUAUUUCCCUCAGAAUAAUAGAAUGUGAAGUGGGCAACUUGGUCAUCUCUGUAUUUGCUAAAACUAGAAAACUAAGAAACAGCUAUAGAUAUUGCCAUUUAGGAUCCUUUCAAAAACCGUCUUGGCUCAUCGUUUCUGAGGUAGGGGCUCAUGUUAGCUCCUACUAAAUAUUUCUAUUUUUGUUUCUACUUUCGCGUACCAGUUCCCUCUUCUCUCUCCAGUCAAUUUUUAUGGACCAAUAGCUCUUCCUCUGAGCUGAUGUGGCUACUAGUUUGUCUGCCCUACCACUCCUCUCUUUUGAGGCUUUUUCUACUAGAAAAAAAGCUGAAAUGUGCCUUGUUUGCUUCUUUUUUCACCAUCGUUUGUGUGUCUGUGGUAGAGAAAAGGGUUGAGAGAGAAAAGGAUUGAAAUAUAUGAUGUCUAAUUUUGACAUGCCAUUCAUUUGAAUUCACUGCUAUUAAUGCUAUUAUUGUUUUUGCUCCUAUUGUCAUUGCAGGCUUCAUUCAUUUUUGGAGUGAAGGAACAAUCAAAAAGCAUGAGUCUAUCUGUCUGUCUGUCUAUAUACCUACCUACCUAUCAUCUAUCUGAUAUUUGCAUGUAUCCAUGUGCAAACCUAUGUGCAAGCAUGUAAUAUACACAUACUAUAAUUUGUCAUGUUUUCCUCUGUUUGAAAAGCAUCUACUCUUCAUUUUGGUUCAAACCUCUAAAAUUCAGUUGGUCAUCUUUACUCUAAGUAAAUAUAUAAGUAGCUGCUCAGUCUCUCCCCUUUUAUAUAACCAGUCUUCUUUUUGAUUAUUACAUUUUUUUCUGUUCUCUUUCUUUCUCUGGUGGGUAACAUAGGAAAGCAAACCUGUGGAGUCCUUGGUGCUCUCUGAUCUUGGUUGUUUCCUUGCAGACGUUUCAUUACCCAGCUAGGUAACAUCUUCACAGUAUAAUUCUUGAGCUACUCUUCUAUUGAAAGCAAAUGUAUUGGGUAGUAAAUAGACUGCUUCAAAAUUCUUGAGUGGAAGAUCUUCAAUCCUUGAUCCAACAGACCAAUAUGUCAUCUCCAAGACAGAUGUAUCCUUAAUGGGGAGAUGGCUGCCUGGAUUACUAAACCCAUUGAAAAAAAUAGGUGGGAGAUUCUCAGUUUUCUUGGGUAUAAGUGUAUCUAAGGAGGAAAAGAAUGACAGCUCAGAGAGAUGCUCCUCAAGUACUUUCAGAUGGUAGUUUUCCAGGAAAUCAAGAGAAAGAGGUUGACCAGUCAGCCAGAAUGAACUGAGUAAUUAAAUAUUGAGCUUUUUGGGUGUAGUAGAUGUUUUAUUAAUAGGUAUUAACAAAUAUUAAAAGAUGUUUAAUAACAGGUCUGGUAGUUUUCCAAUACAUUGGCAUGCCACCAUCAAGAAGUUCAGUAUCCAGAAAUUGUUUGGGACUUCUAAUCAAUACAAAUCAGAGUGAAAUGUGAGCAAUAUUUGAAAAGUGUUGCUGUUCCUUCCCUCUAACCCAGUGAUUCUCAACCUUUCUAAUGCCGUGACCCCAUAAUACAGUUCCCCAUGUUGUGGUGACCCCCAAGUGGGUGUGGCCACCAAUAAGAGGGAGUAAGACAGCUAGGGAAAAGGGGAAAAAAUGGCGGACAGCAUGGUUUGGUGACCCCCGUGAAAUGGUCAUUCGACCCCAAAUGGGGUCCCGACCCACAGGUUGAGAACCACUGCUCUAACCACUGUUUAUUAGAUUAUGGCUAUCACAAACGGCAUUGGGUACAUGUAGAUUUUAAACCUGAACUUUUUUUUACUAGGUAUAAUACCAGAAAAAUCUGAUAAGCAAAAGGUUUAACAUUGCAUGUACUAACAGCAGUGAGGAUUGUAUUUGCUCAGCACUGGAAGAAUGAAGAAACGCCACUGGUCACAGAGAUAAUCAAGAAGAUAUUGGACUGUGCUGAAAUGGACAGACUUACAUUGAGGAUCAAAGAGUA